Lasiodiplodia theobromae is the source of this 1284-nucleotide messenger RNA. Its product is annotated as Cytidine and deoxycytidylate deaminase. Gene Ontology annotation, molecular function: catalytic activity. NCBI's taxonomy places the organism in Eukaryota, Fungi, Ascomycota, Dothideomycetes, Botryosphaeriales, Botryosphaeriaceae. The transcript has 2 exons. The coding region runs from base 1 to 1284 and encodes 427 amino acids. The record is from RefSeq and is a predicted model, not a curated record.
AUGACCAAGUCCGACCACUACCUCUCCCUCUGCCUCUCGCAGGCCGCGCACUCGCCGCUACACUACCGCCACGGCUGCGUCAUCGUCCGCGGCGGCAAGGUCAUCGGCGCCGGCCACAACGACUACCGCCCGGGCUACGACGGCGGCGCGCUCAAGACGGGCGUCUUGCCCAAGCAUCAUCCCAAGCCCAAGCGAAAGCCCAAGAAGAACGACGGCAAUCACCACGGCUUCCAGGCGCCGCCGCCCGUGCCGCAGCCCGCCGCUGGCCACACCUUCACGCCGUUUGAGGAGAUGGGCCGCGGCGGUGGUGGCUACGGCAAGCACGCCACGGCACCAUUCAGCAUGCACGCGGAGAUGAUGGCGAUCGCCGACGCCGUCGGCCGGUCGUCGUCGUCGUCGUCGCAGAAGCGCCGCGGCGCGCUGGCUCGCAGGGCGCUGGAGGGCGAAAAACCGCGCGCCAAACUAUCGGGUGGUGGCGCUUCCAAACGCAAAGGCGCAGUGCUCGAGCGGGGAGUGCUCGAGCGCUACGUCGAGAGGGGCGUGAGGGAGGAGUCUGGUGGUCACCGGCUUCAUCAGCGCCAGCAUCAGAGCCGGGCAGUGUCUGAGUCUGGGCGAGGGAAUUCCACCAAACACACCACCAAGAAUCAGCUUGUAGGUCUCAAACGCCACGCCGUCCUCCUCCCAAAGCGUCAGGCCGGCACCACGACUUUUACUCCUUCUCGCCCCACUGUCAAGGAUCGCAUGAAGCACCGCUAUCUCGUCGGUGCUGAUCUAUACGUCACACGUCUCAGCAACAACUGCCCCACGAUGCUGUCUGCUUCGUCCUCGAAGCACAGCGGCUAUCCGAAGACGGCUUUGUCGACAGUCCAGCGGUUCAGUGAAGGGAUUCCAGAAAAUUCAAACAAUGGGAAUGAAGGCCAUGGUAUAAGGCCUGUGCAGACACCGCUGACGGGCUCGCUGCAUGAUGAGUUGACGUACAAGACAGCAGCGGCGACAGUGGCCGCCGAUGACGUACAGGAUGAGGUGCUUUUGGGAAGAAGCAACGCGGCUGCGUCCAAGCCGUGCUACAGGUGCGUGAAUUUCAUGCAUAACGUCGGUAUCAAGCGAGUCUUCUGGACGAACGAUGAGGGCGAGUGGGAGGGGGCGAAGAUAAGGGAUUUGGUUGAUCAGUUGGAAGGUAUUGGGUGUCAGGACACUUCUGAGGGUGAAGAUGAGAGCGGAUGCGGGGUAUAUGUUACAAAGCAUGAGGUGCUUAUGCUCAGGAGGCUAUUCGGGGGGUAUUGA